CUUUGCCUUAUCAAAUAAAAACAUUAAUAAAAAAUAACAAAUCAUAAUGUCAGUUUUCGCGCUUAUAUGAUGCUACCUAGUGGUUACAACGCUGAACGCUAAACUUAAACAAAUUUCGGCGUAUAAAUUGCAUAUCUAAUUCGUUACUCGUAUCAAGGGUAUAAUUAAAGUAAUAAUGAAGUUUUGAAUAACUGGAGGCUAUAAACGUUUGAAUAAAACUCCUAAUAUCAACACUCAAGAAAAGUUAUUAACAAAAAUGAACAAUUGUGUUGUUCCAAUUGGAAAUGAGGAUGAGAACAAUGAUGAUACUAUUGAGGUAAGGCGAGGAACUAAAGAAAAAAUUAAAACAGACAGCAGAGAAAAUUCAACUAGUCGAAAAAAAAUUAAGUUGAAUAUUAAAAAUGAAACUGAAGAAAAUGGUAAACCUAAGAGAAAGCUGCUUGAAUUGGAAACAGAUCCAUCAAUAUUACAAAGACGGCAAAAACAAAUAGAUUAUGGCAAAAAUACUGUUGGUUAUCAUAGCUAUUUACAGAAAGUUCCUAUAGAUAAGCGCACAAAAGAGGACCCAAAAACGCCUGACAAAUAUACAAAAUAUAGUAGAAGAUCUUGGGAUAUGUUAAUAAAAAUGUGGAGAAAGAAAUUACAUCAGUAUGAUACAGAAGCUAACAAGGAGCCUACAAUGGAAUCUGAUGAAGAUUUAGAUUCAUAGUUAUGUGUAUUUAGAAAAAAAUAAAUAAUAAAUUACUAUGCA
Nymphalis io (European peacock) is the source of this 751-nucleotide messenger RNA. It is a transcript of the gene Slbp, whose product is annotated as histone RNA hairpin-binding protein. NCBI's taxonomy places the organism in Eukaryota, Metazoa, Arthropoda, Insecta, Lepidoptera, Nymphalidae. The transcript is spliced from 5 exons. The record is from RefSeq and is a predicted model, not a curated record. Gene Ontology annotation, molecular function: mRNA binding; histone pre-mRNA stem-loop binding. Gene Ontology annotation, cellular component: histone pre-mRNA 3'end processing complex; cytoplasm. Gene Ontology annotation, biological process: mRNA transport; mRNA 3'-end processing by stem-loop binding and cleavage. The coding region runs from base 257 to 709 and encodes 150 amino acids.